AUGGAUUUCUCGUGCCGUGGCGCCUCUCCGCGUCUGCUCGUGUCCCUCCUGCUUCUCUCCCUCAGCGUCUUGCGGAUCCAGGCGCGCCACGGCCCCGAGAUAGCCGUUGCGGACGUUCAACAGCCCCUGAGCAGCCUUGCCGGGGAUGCCGCAAAUCAUUCUCAUCGGCAGCUCGACUCGCAGUCUCCCGAGGUCGGAGCACCCGGCGAAUGGCGCCAGCAUGAUGCCUCCGCCAGCAGGAGCGGCGGAGGGGGGGCGGCCAGCACGACGGGCGCGGGGAGCGGCGCUGCGGAAUCGAUUGCGGAGUGGAAGCGGCGAUCAGCGGAAGCGGGCGCGCACUUCUUCCCCCUGCAGCGCGCGGAAGACGCCCCCAGCAGGGACGAGAUACACCGCCGCAUUCUCGGGUCCAGAGGCGUGGGGGGCGGCUUGAGGGGCAGGGGAGAGACAAGCAGGGGUUCGGAUCCCUUCACAAUAGGCGCACGGUCCCAGUUCCUCCUCUGUGACCUCCCCUUUCUCCCCCCACCCCUCCUUCCCCCCGCACCAUCGCGCACAUCUCUGUCUUCCCCCCACCAGCGUACGGCCAGCAGCAAGCCCUUCAGCAAGCUCUCCUCCACAACCCUCAAGUACGUCUCCUGCGCCGACCAGCGCUGCCAAGGGGGCCUUGAAUCCGGUUACUACGGCUGCAGCACAGAAGGGUUCAACAACUACCUCAACCUCACAGGCAUACUGCCUGGGGACGACGCUCUCUGUGUGUACGAUGCGAUCACAGACAUCUACGACAACUAUGAAGCGGACGUUGAAUCGGAAUCAUUGAUUGGGUCAGCGGGGCAUGUGGUGGAGGACACGACGGGCCACUGGGGCAUGCAGGGGUGGCCGUACGGGUCGUGGUCAGCAGGAGGCGUGCUGGGGCUUGGGUGGUACAGUUCUUUCCUCUGGCAGGUCACCUCCAUCAAUGACCCAAGCGCCUUCGCGCUGUGUUUGGACAAGCCCACGCCCACGAACAAGACAGGGUGGAAUGGCCAGGUGCCGCUGCAGACAGGCAGCAGCCAACUCACCAUCGGAGCCACCAGCCUGCCUGCCGGCGCCAGCUACGCCACCAUGUAA
This is a messenger RNA of Closterium sp. Naga37s-1, 1104 nucleotides long. The record is from the annotation of a GenBank genome assembly. NCBI's taxonomy places the organism in Eukaryota, Viridiplantae, Streptophyta, Zygnematophyceae, Desmidiales, Closteriaceae.